Dichomitus squalens LYAD-421 SS1 is the source of this 682-nucleotide messenger RNA. RefSeq lists its product as uncharacterized. Gene Ontology annotation, biological process: protein peptidyl-prolyl isomerization. Lineage: Eukaryota; Fungi; Basidiomycota; Agaricomycetes; Polyporales; Polyporaceae. Gene Ontology annotation, cellular component: intracellular membrane-bounded organelle. Gene Ontology annotation, molecular function: peptidyl-prolyl cis-trans isomerase activity. The record is from RefSeq and is a predicted model, not a curated record. The coding region runs from base 72 to 608 and encodes 178 amino acids. The transcript has 7 exons.
CGACGACGAGCACGACGACGGCGAUCUUCUUGCACUCGUUCACUGCACUAUUCUGCUUGCCUGCUUGCACCAUGUCAUCAGGAUCAACGAACCCGACGCGCCCCAUCGUCUUUAUGGAUAUCAAUAUCGGAGAAACGCCUGCAGGUCGUCUGAAGAUGGAGCUAUUCAGUGACAUCGUACCCAAAACCGCUGAGAACUUCCGGCAACUGUGCACGGGAGAGUAUAGGGUGAACUCGAGACCACAAGGCUACAAAGGGGCAACAUUCCAUCGGUGCGUUGUACCAAAUUUCAUGUGUCAAGGCGGCGAUUUCAUCAAAGGCGAUGGCACUGGCUCGUUUUCAAUAUACGGUGACAAGUUCCCCGAUGAGAACUUCAAAGAGAAGCACACAGGUCCCGCAUUACUAUCCAUGGCGAAUUCUGGGCCGAACACGAAUGGAUGCCAGUUCUUCAUUACUACGGCGAAGUGUGACUUCCUCGACGGGAAGCACGUCGUCUUCGGCCGGGUUAUAGACGGCAUGUUGACCCUCCGCAAGAUUGAGAAUGUCCCCACCGGUCCUAACAAUAGGCCGAAGCUUGCGGUGAAGAUAGUCGAAUGUGGCGAGAUGUAAUGUCAUAUGCAUGAGGUCGAGCUGUAGCCCUAAUUUUGACAUUGAUUCGGCAUUGCCAUGUAAUUAUGUCAUGC